AUGGUAUGGCCAUUUGGAUCGCGGAAUUCCCACAAGGAAAAUGAGGAGAGACUCAGAGAAGAGGCGAAGCGGUUGCCGGUAUCAUGGACGGAUACAAUAACCCGUUUUAGAUCAGACACUUUCGGUGCUGCAAAAGACUGGGCUCCUAUGGUGGUAUUCCCUCUCGCAGGCAUGGCAGCUCUGCAGAUUUACGCAAACUACCUACGCCGAAUACCCGGGACAGCAUAUGUGCGGCCCAACUUCUAUCGCAAUCGAAGUCUCUUUGGUCGGGUCACUAGUGUUGGCGAUGGCGACAACUUCCACCUCUUUCACACACCUGGUGGGCGAGCUUUUGGCUGGGGUUGGUUGAGAAGAGUUCCUGAUGUGCGCAAAGAGUUGAAGGAUCGAACGAUCCCAAUUCGCAUUGCCGGUGUCGACGCACCAGAAUGCGCCCACUUCGGACGACCAGCCCAACCAUUCUCCGCCGAAGCCCUUGCGUGGCUGCGUAGCUACCUCCUCAAACGCAAUGUUAGAGCAUACAUCUACAAACGGGACCAGUACGAUCGAAUUGUGGCGACAGUAUACACGCGGCGGUGGCUGUUGCGAAGGGAUGUGGGCCUGGAGAUGAUCAAGGCCGGUAUGGCGACGACAUACGAAGCCAAGCAGGGGGCCGAGUUCGGCGGAAGGCAAAAGCUAUACGAGAAGGCUCAAGCCAAAGCAAAGCAGAAGCGCAAGGGAAUGUGGUCCGGCAAGGCUAAAGAUUUCGAGAGUCCAAGAGCUUACAAGGCCAAGUGGGCUGGGUCUGAGAAGACCGGUGCUUGA
This is a messenger RNA of Fusarium sp. VM40, 801 nucleotides long. The record is from the annotation of a GenBank genome assembly. NCBI's taxonomy places the organism in Eukaryota, Fungi, Ascomycota, Sordariomycetes, Hypocreales, Nectriaceae.